Messenger RNA from Ananas comosus (pineapple), 1908 nucleotides. RefSeq lists its product as uncharacterized. The record is from RefSeq and is a predicted model, not a curated record. Bases 319 to 1338 code for a protein of 339 amino acids. NCBI's taxonomy places the organism in Eukaryota, Viridiplantae, Streptophyta, Magnoliopsida, Poales, Bromeliaceae. The transcript has 10 exons.
CCCGACACCCAUCCCACUCUUCCGGACGGAGUAGAGAUAUUAUGUAAAAAAACUUAAAAAUAUGCACACGCGCACACGUAACGAAAGCGCCGAUUCUAUCAAAUACUGAACACCAAAACCUCACUCACUCAAGUCAUUCGCCCCUUUCCACUUUUCAUCCCACUAGAGAAAACGAUGAGCGAGAAAAACGAUGCUUCUUCCACCACCACAUCCCCCAUCUCAAGCCCUCGAUAACCUAACACCCCCUUCCUCCAUUUGUAGAACCCCUUUCUCGCUAGGAUCCUCUCUCUAGGGUUCCAUCUCCUCCUCGAUCCGGAUAUGACGCAGAGCGGCGGCGGUGGAGGAGGAGGAGGCGGCGGCGCGGAGUUCCACCUCCCGGACGAGAUCCUGGCCGUGAUGCCCACGGACCCCUACGAGCAGCUGGAUUUGGCGAGGAAGAUCACGUCCAUGGCGAUCGCUUCUAGGGUUUCGAAGCUCGAGAUCGAGGCGUCGAGAAUGAGGCAGAGGGUGGCGGAGAAGGACCUGCUCAUCGCCGAGCUCCAGGAGAAGCUCUCCCAGCGCGAUCAGAUGUUUCGAGAAGCCGACGCGCGGCUUCGGACUGCUCUCGAGGAGAAUAUUAAAUUGUCCAAGGAGCGUGAUUCAUUAUCUCAAACAUCGAAGAAAUUAGCCCGGGAUUUGGCAAAGUUGGAGACGUUCAAGAGGCAUCUGAUGCUGUCUCUAAAUGAUGAUGGUUCAUCUCAACAGGAAACAGUUGAUAUUAGGACCUGUGAUCAAUCAGUAGCCAAAGUAUCUGCUUGGAAAGAUGGAGGUUCUAUUAGCCACCCUGCCUCAAAUUUAUCAACAGAUGCCGGAAACAUGACUCAAGAAGCAACAAGGCUUACGGGGCAAAAAUUCUCGAUCACGCCACAUAUCACCCCACGCCUCACGCCCACUGCUACGCCAAAAAUAACAUCUACUUGCGGUUCCCCCAGAGGGUAUGGAGGGUCGCCAAAAUUGACAUCUGGUGCUUCCUCGCCAACUAAACCUCGGUUUGAUGGGCACGUGGCAAUGUCACCAUGGUUUCCAUCUAGCAAGCAGACCUCAGCAGCUAAUUCACCUCCUCGUGGGCGUCUUAUGCCAGGACGCACUCCUCGUAUUGAUGGGAAGGAAUUCUUUCGUCAAGCUAGGAGCCGGCUCUCAUACGAACAGUUUGCAGCAUUCUUGGCUAACAUUAAGGAGCUCAAUGCUCACAGGCAAUCGCGCGAGGAAACGCUCAAGAAGGCAGAAGAAAUUUUUGGUUCUGAUAAUAAGGAUCUCUACCUAUCUUUUCAAGGCUUGCUUAACCGCAGCCUGCCUUAGACCUCAACUUGGAAAUUCUUCUAGGUUAUUUGCAGAAACUUAGCACAUAGUGGAAUUCGGUGCUUGCUGCAACAGCUGCCAAGAAUUGAAGGUUGUGAACCUCUGGCCCUACUUAAAAUCACCAUUUCGGUGCACUGCGAUGAAAAUUUUGUGUUUUACUAUUUCUAAACUCUCAGUGAAAUGUUUAGGUGCCGAAUUGUUAAUCAAGCAGCCUCCAACCUUAAUGCCAUUUCUCAAGGCGCUAUUUCUCGUUCUACUCGAUGAGUAGCUUAUUACUGAAAAUGGAUGAACUCUGGCAAUCCUGAAUUUGUUUUGUCGUGAUUUGGUUUUCAAGAUUUCUGGCUCGCUGACCUUUCUUAUGAUUAAUUUGGAUGGCUUUAUCAAUACCCGGAAAGAUCGGCUUCUGGUCCAUUACCUGAUUUUUUGUCAUGCCAUCUGUAAAAUAUGAAUCGGGUCAAAGUUUUAUCUGAUUGUUUGUGAAGGUGCUGUGUUCUUUAUGUGCAACUUGAUGGAAACCGAUUGAAAUCCAAUUUGUAAAAGAGCAAUGCUCAGGUGUCGCAAGUUUUAUCA